AUGUCUUCUUCCAACGCCAGCCAGCAGAGAGAUAGAAUAUCUACACAGCAAUACCAAUGUGAUCAAUGUGUCUUGUUUUUUGAUAACUACCAGAAGCUGCAAGACCACAAGAGAAUUCACAGAGAAGAUUCAGCAACAAUGACUGAAAUUGACCAGUCUAUUCUAGAUGAUGUUGACAUGUACUAUGACGAAAAUAAUACUAGUAAUGAAAAUGAAUCUGUUAGCAAUUCAGAAUAUACUAUAGAGUCUAUGAAGCUUGAUAAUACUAUUUCAUAUAAGUGCGCAUGUAAUUUUGAGAACAGUGAGGAACCUGGGGCUAAGAUCAGUCAUGGCAAAACUGUUGAUGCUUUGCUCAAGUCAAAGUCAAGUGUCAAGGGCCAUGAGUAUGAUGCCUGCUCUAGUGGUUGUCGAUUGUAUGACAUUAAUGACGACCAGGAAUCUUGUGUUGACUGUGGCAAACCGCAAUACAAGACUGAUCCUGAUCAAAGUCAGACACCAGCCACCAGUAUGAAACUUAUGUCAGUUGGGGAUAUGCUUUCUCAAAUGUUGGCAGAUCCAGCCACAAGAGAACUCCUCUGUUACAGAGCAAACCAGGAAUCUGUGGCUGGUCAGCUAACCGACAUUUUUGAUAGUGACAAUUACAAGCAGUUGGUGCAGCAGGGCCUGUUCUCCAAUCCCAAUGAUAUUGCCAUUAGGCUUUAUACCAAUGGGUUUGUCAAUCAAAAGAAAGGCAAAAACUCAUAUACCAUCAUCUAUUGCAUAAUAUUUAACCUAGACCCAUCCAUCAGAUAA
Molecule: messenger RNA, 792 nt
Organism: Phycomyces blakesleeanus NRRL 1555(-)
Lineage: Eukaryota; Fungi; Mucoromycota; Mucoromycetes; Mucorales; Phycomycetaceae
Product: C2H2-type zinc finger transcription factor
Exons: 3
Coding region: 1-792 (263 amino acids)
Source: RefSeq, a predicted model, not a curated record